ACCAAUUUUUUGUAAAUUGUUGUUUUAUUAAUGAGAAAUUAUUCUAUGUUGAGUAAGAGACAUUCACUACUGCCGAGAUGCUCGUCAUUUUAGCAUAGGUGGCUGUCUUGAAAUUCUGUUUGACAGGUCACAGGUUUUGUAAAAACGAGAGGGUUGAAGUGGUAUUAUAGAAAACAAUAAAAUAUGUAUCGUUAAGUUAAGGAAAAUCUUUUAUUUUUUUUUGUAAUGAUACGGAGGACUUGAGUAUGUCUCUGUAUAGAAGAAAAAUUUUAGAUUUGUCCAAUCAAAAAUAUAUGGACGAUUAUGAAAGUCGGUUAGAACAAGCGGAAAGUGGCAUACGGGAUUUAAACGUUGACCUUUCGAAAAUACGUUCUGGUGAUGCUUUAGUUGGCAAAAAUAAACGUGACACUUUUCUACCAUGUUCUCCUCAUUCCAAAAAUGAACUUUCUAGGGAUUCUAGAGUAAAAGAGGACACGUUAAAAUGUUUCAGUAGAAACACGCCGUUUAAGUCAAAAACUGUUUCUUCCAAAUCACCACAUUUACCCAAUGAUGAGAAGAACUUCAGUCCAGUUUUACGUGAUUUUUCACGUCAUAAUGUUAAUCCAUACGAACCUCCGAAUUCGAGCGACCGCUUGUCAUCAAAACUUCGUAACAAAGCUGACAACGAUAAUUCUGAGCGUUUACGACAGUGCUAUCCAACAGUUACUAAUGAUUCCUACAAAAAUGACGAUUGUUAUUUUAAGCAAAAAGAUUAUACAACAAAAGCUCCGCAUUUUAAAUAUCAGCAUGAUGGACUUUCAACAUUGAAAAGAACGGAAAGCAACGAAGGCGUCAAUAGUGAGAGACAGUAUAAUAAAGACUCUACUCACUGUAUUUUACCAGCUUUGAUGUCCCCAUCUAGCUAUACAAAGAGCCCUUCGCAAUUAAAAAAGCAUCCUUAUGAUUUCAGCUUUUCGGACACGCAAAAUCAUCGUUUGUCUUUACGUAUGCUAGAUAAAGAAGCUGAAGAACGAAUAUCCAAUGAAACUGAAAAAAUAUUUAAAAAAGCCAAUGAUGAUCUUUUAAAACAUAAACGUGAUAUGGAUAGUCUAUAUGGAACGAAAUUGAGCAGCUUUAGAAGAAAAACUUUUGAUGAUCAGUCUGAGGCCAUUCAUGAAAUGAAAAACUUGGAAGCGAAAUUUCACGAACAAGAAUCGCAAGUGUUUCAGUGGAGAGAAAAAUAUACGGACCUUAGUAAAGAUUAUGAAGAAGCUCUGCAUCAACUUACUAUCAUAAAAACUAAAUUAGAAAGAGUGGAGAGGUAUAAAGAACAAGCGGAUGCCGCAACGAGUGAAUUGCAAAAACAAUAUUCUAUUAUAAAAAAUGAUUUCGAUCGUUCCGAACUUUUGUUACUUCAUCAAAAAGGCACUAUUGAAAGGCUUCAAAGUGAUGUCGAUAAUAUGAUAGAAUUAAAAUCUAAUGAAACGAAUGAAAAGAAAGCAUUAGAAAAACAAGUUGAUGUUUUAAAUAAAGAAAAAGAAGUAUACGAAAAAGAACUCAACCUACUGAAGUCGACAUGUGACACAUUUGAAACCAAAUACUCGGAAUGUUUUAAAAAUGUUAUUUCUUUACAAACGACGGUGGAUGAACAGACUGAAUAUAUCCAAAAAUUAGAGAAAAACUGUGCACAACUUGAAGAUGAUCUUGUUCACAAAAAACAGUCUGAAAUUUGUCAUAUGCAAAUGAUUGAAGAGCUUAAAGAAAAAGAUCGCCUUUCUCAACAACAACAACGACUGCUGCUUCAGAAAUGUACUGAAAGUGAAGAAAUUCAUCAACAAACAUCUUCUUUACAAGAUCAAUACGAAUCUCUAAAAAAAAAACAAAGUGCAACAGAAGAGGAAUUAGUAACAGCAACGCGUGAAAUUAAACGUCUUUUUGCGUUAAAUGAACAAUACGCUGUGGAUUUAAGAACUUGUCAAAAUGAUAAUUUAUUACUAACACAAGAAAACGUCAAAUUACGCAAAGAUUAUGAAGGGAUAAAGAAAUUAUCUAAUUCCAAUCCUAUUGUUAAUAAUGUCGCCUAUUCUUUAACAACAAAACCUUGUACAAGGUUCACUUGCAAUGAAUGGGAUAACAACCGCUCUAUAACGCAACAUGAUUUUCACACAACUACCAUCCAAACUCCCCUGCAUACUAAGCCAAUAGCUCAAGAAAUACCACCUAUACUUCAAGGCGGGACUUCCCCUCAAUUUCAGGAUUCUUCCAAGACAUUAAUGUCAAAUGAAAAAAACAAUUCAACAAAUGACACAAUGUGCUCUAACCAGCCUGAUACUACCUACAAUAUUUAUCAGAUAGAAGCAUUAAAAAAACAACUUAUUCUAUUAGAAGCUGAAAAAAACCAACUCGAAUCCGACUUGGGUAAAAUACCACAAAAAUAUUACGGAAGAAAUUGUGAGCGAUUCAAUCAAAUCAAAUUAGAGCGGGAAUUGGUUGAGGUCGAUGCAAGUAUUCACCGAAUACGUCAAGAACUUCGUUUUUGUGGCAAUUUCAAAAAACAACAAUUUUCUUAUGUUUAACAAUACACACACAUUUUAAGCAGAGCGUUAUCAAAUCAUGUUUCAAUACGUGUUGACUAACAUCUUUGUUUUAAAACUCCUUGUGUUGUUCAAUUUCGCUAGUUUUUCCGUUAGUGUAUUCGGUUUAUCGGACACUCUACUUGAUUAGAUUGCUUUUUGAAAAAAUUACAAACUUGAUACAAAGUGAAAAGUUUUCUACGUA
Molecule: messenger RNA, 2757 nt
Organism: Hylaeus volcanicus
Lineage: Eukaryota; Metazoa; Arthropoda; Insecta; Hymenoptera; Colletidae
Product: ankyrin repeat domain-containing protein 26-like
Exons: 15
Coding region: 246-2555 (769 amino acids)
Source: RefSeq, a predicted model, not a curated record